This is a messenger RNA of Drosophila virilis, 1199 nucleotides long. Its product is annotated as fibroleukin. The record is from RefSeq and is a predicted model, not a curated record. NCBI's taxonomy places the organism in Eukaryota, Metazoa, Arthropoda, Insecta, Diptera, Drosophilidae.
AUGCUAAUUUAUUAUAAGUCUUGUUCGGCAACCGGCAUAACAGAGGAGGAAUGUGGAAAGCACACCUAUAAAUCUGUGAGACCAUUAUUAAAGUACAUACAUCAGAUAAAGGAGGAAAUUGAGAACAAUAACAAUAUAGUUGGAAGCAAAGACAAAGAAAUCAAGCAACUGCGGGAAAAGCUGAACCAACGUAAUGAAUUGGUCAUCGAGGAACUGAGAGCUCAGAAUGAAUUCUACAGAAAGACCAUCAAAGAGCUAACGAGGAACGUCUUAUUGAUAAAAGAAGAAAUGGGUAAACUCAGCUCCAAUGCCUUUAAAAUCCAAGACUAUGAAAAGCAGCUGGAGAAACAAAAGAAGAUAAAUAAUGCAAAGGACCAACAAAUAAACGAAGUCAAGAACGAAAUCGGCAACUGUGCCAAGAAAUUAAAAAGCUGCAAGGAGCAACCUGUUUGCACUGAUUGUAGUCAUUUUGCAGAUGCUCCGGGUAUUCAUAAAAUUAUUCCCAAUUAUGAUCCGGUCGAUGUACUUUGCGACAGUGUGACAGCAGGUCCUGGCUGGACGGUUAUCCAGCAGCGAAUCAAUGGUAAGGAGGAUUUCGAUAGGAAAUGGGUCUCAUACCGUUCCGGCUUUGGAAACUUUGAUGGUGACUUCUUCUUAGGACUUGAGAAGAUUCAUCGCUUGACGCGCGCUCGACCCCAUGAGCUGUACAUACAUAUGGAAGGAUUUGAUGGUAUCAUCAAAUACUACAGAUAUGAUCAAUUUGCUAUCUCUGGCGAGGACGAUCAAUACAGACUGAUCACCUUGGGCAAAGGGGAGGGCAAUGCAACAGGCGACUUUCUGCGUUUUCAUGUAAAUGAGAAAUUCACCACAUACGAUCGUGAUAAUGAUUCGCAUGAUUUUGUCAACUGUGCAAUCUAUCAUGGUGGUGGUUGGUGGCACAAACAUUGUUCAUAUAGCAAUUUAAAUGGCAAAUACUAUGCUCAUAAUGUGCAGAAAAAAGAUGCUAUUUAUUUUGGGGGGAUAGACUCUUUGAAAAAAGUCAAAAUGUUGAUACGCGCCAAGCGAAGCAAUUCGCAAUAGCUAAAAUAUUAAUAUAAACAGAAAUGUAUAUAGAUAAUUUAAAACUAGAUUUUCUAGUUAUUUCAAUAUUUUCGUAGGUGUCAUACAUAUAAUAAAGCAUACAUUAAAUAAAGCAAAAA